CCCGCCCCGCCCCUCCCUCCCGCAGCCCCCUCCCGCCCGGCCAGCCCCGAAGAGUUGCCCGGUGGCCGCGGCAGACGGAAGCCGAGGGAGAGCCUCGGCGGCAGCAGGAUGGGGGACUCCAAAGUGAAAGUGGCCGUGCGGAUCCGGCCCAUGAACCGGAGAGAAAUUGAUUUGCAUACCAAAUGUGUGGUGGAUGUAGAUGCAAACAAGGUUAUACUUAGUCCUGUAAAUACUAAUCUUUCCAAAGGAGAUGCCCGAAGCCAGCCAAAGGUGUUUGCAUAUGAUCACUGUUUCUGGUCUAUGGAUGAAUCAGUCAGAGAAAAAUAUGCAGGUCAAGAUGAUGUUUUCAAGUGCCUUGGGGAGAAUAUCCUUCAGAAUGCUUUUGAUGGUUACAAUGCAUGUAUCUUUGCCUAUGGACAGACUGGAUCUGGAAAAUCUUAUACCAUGAUGGGCACAGCUGACCAACCUGGAUUAAUUCCAAGACUUUGUAGUGGACUCUUUGAACGAACUCAGAAAGAGGAAAAUGAAGAGCAGAGUUUUAAAGUAGAAGUGUCCUAUAUGGAAAUUUAUAAUGAAAAAGUUAGAGACCUUCUUGAUCCCAAAGGAAGUCGUCAAACAUUAAAAGUCAGAGAGCACAAUGUUUUGGGACCCUAUGUCGAUGGACUUUCCAAACUGGCUGUCACAAGCUACAAGGAUAUUGAGUCUUUGAUGUCUGAGGGUAACAAAUCUCGUACAGUUGCGGCUACCAACAUGAAUGAGGAGAGCAGUCGAUCCCAUGCAGUCUUCAAAAUCACCCUUACACAUACUUUAUAUGAUGUGAAGUCUGGGACAUCUGGAGAGAAAGUGGGCAAGCUGAGCUUGGUUGAUUUAGCUGGCAGUGAGCGAGCAACUAAAACCGGGGCUGCAGGGGACAGGUUGAAGGAGGGGAGCAACAUCAACAAGUCCCUCACAACCCUCGGUCUGGUUAUCUCAGCUCUAGCAGAUCAGAGUGCUGGCAAAAAUAAGAAUAAAUUUGUUCCGUAUCGUGACUCAGUUCUCACUUGGCUGCUCAAAGACAGUCUUGGGGGUAACAGCAAGACAGCCAUGGUGGCCACUGUCAGUCCAGCAGCUGAUAACUAUGAUGAAACCCUUUCAACUCUGCGGUAUGCAGAUCGAGCCAAGAACAUCGUGAACCAUGCUGUGGUGAAUGAGGAUCCUAAUGCACGAAUUAUCCGGGAUCUUCGGGAAGAAGUAGAAAAGCUCCGAGAGCAGCUAACCAAAGCAGAGGCAAUGAAAUCUCCAGAACUAAAAGACCGACUAGAAGAAUCAGAGAAGCUAAUCCAGGAAAUGACUGUGACCUGGGAGGAGAAACUGAGGAAAACCGAGGAGAUUGCACAGGAGCGACAGAAACAGCUUGAGAGUCUUGGAAUAUCUCUUCAGUCUUCUGGGAUUAAAGUUGGGGAUGAUAAAUGCUUCCUUGUUAAUCUGAAUGCUGAUCCUGCUCUGAAUGAACUUCUGGUUUAUUAUUUAAAGGAACACACAUUGAUAGGCUCAGCAAAUUCCCAAGAUAUCCAGCUAUGUGGCAUGGGGAUUCUUCCUGAACAUUGUAUUAUAGACAUCACAGCAGAAGGCCAGGUCAUGCUGACUCCUCAGAAGAAUACCAGAACAUUUGUAAAUGGCUCUUCUGUAUCUAGUCCUAUACAACUCCACCAUGGGGACAGGAUUCUCUGGGGAAACAACCACUUCUUCAGACUGAAUUUGCCUAAAAAGAAAAAGAAAGCAGAUAGAGAGGAUGAGGAACACGACACAUCCAUGAAGAAUGAUACCAGCUCUGAGCAGCUCGAUAUAGACGGAGACUCCUCCAGUGAGGUGUCCAGUGAAAUCAACUUCAAUUAUGAAUAUGCACAAAUGGAAGUUACCAUGAAGGCUCUGGGGAAUAAUGAUCCAAUGCAGUCCAUAUUGAAUAGCCUAGAACAACAGCAUGAAGAAGAAAAACGAUCUGCGUUGGAGCGCCAGAGGCUUAUGUAUGAACAUGAAUUGGAGCAGCUACGAAGAAGGCUGUCUCCUGAGAAACAGAACUGUCGUAGUGGGGACCGGUUUUCUUUCCACUCACCCAGUGCUCAGCAGCGAUUGAGACAGUGGGCUGAAGAGAGAGAAGCAACACUGAAUAACAGCCUGAUGAGGCUGAGGGAACAAAUUGUGAAAGCCAAUCUGUUGGUGAGAGAAGCUAGUUACAUUGCAGAGGAGCUGGAUAAAAGAACAGAGUAUAAAGUGACCCUGCAGAUUCCAGCCUCCAGCCUGGAUGCCAACAGGAAGCGAGGCUCUCUUCUUAGUGAACCUGCAAUCCAGGUGAGAAGAAAAGGAAAAGGAAAACAGAUUUGGUCUUUAGAAAAACUGGACAACAGGUUGCUGGAUAUGAGAGACCUUUAUCAGGAGUGGAAGGAGUGCGAAGAAGAUACCCCGGUCAUACGGUCUUAUUUCAAGCGUGCUGAUCCAUUCUAUGAUGAGCAGGAAAAUCACAGUCUCAUUGGGGUGGCAAAUGUUUUCCUCGAGUCCCUCUUCUAUGACGUGAAGUUACAAUAUGCUGUUCCAAUUGUCAACCAGAAAGGAGAGGUGGCAGGUCGGCUGCAUGUCGAGGUGAUGCGUAUCAGUGGUGACAUUGGGGAAAGAAUUGCUGGAGGUGAUGACACCUCAGACCUCUCCUGUGAUAAGGAAACCCAGGAGAAUAGACUUGUGUGCAUGGUUAAAAUACUCCAAGCCACUGGGUUGCCACAGCAUCUGUCCCACUUUGUGUUCUGUAAGUACAACUUUUGGGAUCAACAGGAGCCAGUAAUUGUUGCACCUGAAGUUGAUACCUCUUCCUCCUCUCCUGUCAGCAAGGAGCCUCAGUGCAUGGUUGUCUUUGAUCAUUGCAAUGAGUUUUCUGUUAACAUUACUGAAGACUUCAUUGAACAUCUUUCAGAAGGGGCAUUGGCAAUUGAAGUAUAUGGCCAUAAGAUGAAUGAUCCUCGGAAAAACCCAGCCCUGUGGGAUUUGGGGAUUAUCCAAGCAAAAACACGCAGUCUUCGAGACAGAUGGAGUGAAGUUACCAGAAAAGUGGAGUUCUGGGUCCAAAUCUUGGAACAGAAUGAGAAUGGCGAAUACUGCCCUGUAGAAGUAAUUUCUGCAAAGGAUGUGCCAACAGGAGGAAUCUUUCAACUCCGGCAGGGACAGUCCCGGCGAGUCCAAGUGGAAGUGAAGUCUGUGCAGGAAUCUGGGACUUUACCAUUGAUGGAAGAAUGUAUAUUGUCUGUUGGCAUUGGAUGUGUAAAAGUUAGAACACUGAGAUCCCCGAAGACUCAUGAGACCUUUCAUGAGGAAGAGGAGGACAUGGACAGCUACCAGGAUCGGGAUUUAGAGAGACUGCGUAGAAAAUGGCUAAAUGCAUUAACAAAACGUCAGGAAUACUUAGAUCAACAACUGCAGAAGCUUGUCAGUAAACAUGAUAAAACAGAGGAUGAUGCUGACCGUGAAGCCCAACUUCUAGAGAUGAGGCUGACUCUGACUGAGGAGCGAAAUGCAGUCAUGGUCCCCUCUGCUGGCAGUGGCAUUCCAGGGGCCCCAGCAGAAUGGACCCCAGUUCCUGGGAUGGAAACACACAUUCCUGUUAUAUUCCUUGACUUAAAUGCUGAUGAUUUCAGCUCUCAAGAUAAUCUUGAUGACCCAGAAGCUGGUGGAUGGGAUGCUACCCUAACCGGGGAAGAAGAGGAUGAGUUCUUUGAACUGCAGAUUGUAAAACAGCAUGAUGGAGAGGUGAGAGCAGAAGCCUCUUGGGACUCUGCCGUGCACAGCUGUCCUCAGCUCAGUAAAGGCACCCCAGCAGAUGAGCGCGUGUAUCUGAUUGUGCGGGUGACAGUCCAGCUCAGCCAUCCGGCCGACAUGCAGCUGGUAUUACGGAAAAGAAUUUGUGUCCAUGUUCAUGGCCGGCAGGGUUUUGCUCAGAGUCUCCUAAAAAAGAUGUCACAUCGAAGUUCUAUUCCUGGCUGUGGAGUGACUUUUGAAAUUGUCUCCAAUAUUCCAGAGGAUGCCCAGGGAGUAGAGGAACGAGAAACAUUAGCAAGAAUGGCAGCUAAUGUUGAAAACACAGCUUCUGCUGACUCAGAGGCUUAUAUUGAAAAAUACCUCAGAAGUGUGCUGGCUGUGGAGAACCUUCUCACUUUAGAUCGUCUCCGCCAGGAAGUUACAGUGAAGGAACAGUUGACAGGAAAGGGGAAGCUAAGUAGGAAGAGUAUUAGCUCUCCCAACGUGAACAGAUUGUCUGGCAGCCGACAAGAUCUUAUUCCAUUCUAUAGUCUAGGCAGCAAUAAGGGCCGAUGGGAGAGUCAACAGGAUGUAUCCCAAACUGCAGUCUCCAGAGGAAUAGCUCCAGUUGCCCCAUCCCUUCCUAACUGUCCCCCAAAUAACCAUCCUCCUGACCCAGGACUUAGUAGCCUAGCGGCCUCCUACUUGAAUCCAGUAAAAUCCUUUGUGCCACAGAUGCCAAAGCUCUUGAAGUCUCUCUUCCCUGUCCGCGAUGAGAAAAGGGGCAAACAGCCUUCUCCCCUUGCACAUCAGCCCGUGCCCCGAAUCAUGGUGCAGUGUGCCUUGGCGGACACUGGGACCACCGGAGCUCUGGAGGCUCCCAGUGUGGCCCCCGCGGUGACCGUGCCCCUGGCCCCCGUGAAGCUCCACGACAGACCGACUAAAGCACCCACACCGCAGGCUCCGGAGGUGCAAGAGGGGCCGCCCAGUCCCCUGAGCGAGGCCUCCAGCGGCUACUUUUCCCACAGCGUGUCCUCCGCCACGCUGUCCGAUGCGUUCACCCUUGGCCUGGACGGCGCAGCCGCCGCGAGUGGGCAGACCCCCGGCUCGCCCCCACUCACCCUCUUCCAGGCCACCCCUGAGACGGAGCUCCCGCUUCCACCCGUGGCUCCCGCGGCUGACAGUGACCUUCCUGCCCGCCCGCUCAGCCGGAGCUGCCUUCUGUCGCCGGUCCCGGCAAAGCAGGAUGCGUGGAGUGACAGCAAUGGCUCCUGCGACACAAAGGAGCCGGUGUUCUCGGAGAAGGAAGAGGCGGGCGCACCCCCGACGCCUCUCCCCACUUGCACCCCCCAGAAGGAAUCAUGCAGCCGGCAGAGCGGGGGCGAGGUUUCCCCGGCCACCGAGCGGCUGGGAAGGCCCGAGGACCGCGAGAAGCCGGCCUCCGGCUCAGAGCUGGACAUCUCCAAACCACAGGAGCCUCCCGACCUCCUGUCUCUGUCCCCUGCUCCCGCGUCCCCGUUCAGAAUCCAGAAGGUGCGGACCUCCGAGCUGAAGUCCUUCACACGCAUGCUGGGCGGAGACCCCAGCUGCUCCUCGGCCGCGGAGGAGGACCUGCUGGCCUCGGGGGCGCUGGGCGACGGUGGGGCACGGGCACCAGCCCUGGGAAAGCUGGAAGUUUCCUCCGAUUCCGAAGAAGCCAGUGAAGUCCCAGAAUGGCUCAAAGAGGGAGAAUAUGUCACUGUGGGCACCAACAAAAUGGGCAUCGUGAGAUACAUUGGCCCCACCGACUUUCAGGAGGGGACGUGGGUCGGAGUGGAGCUGGACUUACCUUCAGGUAAGAAUGACGGCUCCAUCGGCGGGAAGCAGUACUUCAAGUGCAACCCGGGCUACGGGCUGCUGGUGAGGCCGGGCCGGGUGCGCAGAGCAGCAGGCACGGGCCGGCGGCGCAGCGCGGGGCUCCGGCUGCAGGGUGCCCCCGAACCCCGCAGGAGCAGCACUCUCACUGGCUCCGCCACCAACCUGGCCUCUCUGACGGCGGCUCUGGCCAAGGCAGAGGGCGCUAUGGUGCUGAGGGCCGACAGGAGCCAGAAGAACCCCGAGAACCGAAAAUCCUGGGCCAGCUAAACCAGUGCUGGGUGCCACCCACCACCCCCAACCCUGGGUUGCCUCUUCCUGGGCUGCCAGUCUGCUUCCUUCUGCUUCCCAGGCAGAGGCUGACGGGGCGGGGGGUGCCUUUUCGGAGCCUUGCCAGUGACAGCCCUGGGGUGGAGUUGGGACCUGAGUGGGCAGGGACACCUCAAACCCCCUUCCGUGGGGAGCAUGGCGAGGUGUCCUUUCUGCACCACGCAGGGCUGCUGACCUCUCCCUGCUCCUCCUGGGACUCUGGAAGCUUCAGAUCUUCCUCUGCCCAGAGUAUGGGGAGGCAUCUCAGCAACAUAGAGGGGUUGAUGGUUCUAGGAGCCCAGAGCAGUCCUGGAUUGUGAGUGUCAGUGGGGCCCAUGCCUGGGGUUUUCCCCUAGGGCUGUUGUUCUUUUUUUCUGUUCCGAUGACCCCAUUAACAUCUUAACCAUCCCAGUGCCUUUCUCUCCCUGCAGAGGUGGGGCCUCCUCCCUGUGCCUCCAGAACCAGCACCCAGCAGACCCAUGCUGGUUCUGGCUUGCUCCCUAGGCUCACUGUAUCCCUCUGACCCCCGGAGUCUCUACACCAAGUAACAAGCUCCCAUAAGUGCCUCUCGCUGGCCUCCUGGGGCUCCUGGCACAGGGUCCUGGGUGCCCUAGCAAGGGGCUCUGGGCCUGGCCCCUCCCAUCUUCCUCUCUUCUUUCCACAGGGUUUCUUAGGGCUUUCUUUGUGGGUGUGUUAGCGUCUUAAUACCUGCAAAGUGUUUUCUCUUUACCAUUUAUUCCCUUAACAGAGUGCUUGGAAUAUA
Molecule: messenger RNA, 6685 nt
Organism: Mustela erminea (ermine)
Lineage: Eukaryota; Metazoa; Chordata; Mammalia; Carnivora; Mustelidae
Gene: KIF13B
Product: kinesin family member 13B
Exons: 40
Coding region: 109-5883 (1924 amino acids)
Biological process (GO): microtubule-based movement; regulation of protein localization
Cellular component (GO): adherens junction
Molecular function (GO): ATP binding; microtubule binding; microtubule motor activity
Source: RefSeq, a predicted model, not a curated record